GUGAAUUCAAUUGCCGUUAUUUAUUCAAUAUUUUUUAUAAUACGCAAAUUCGAAAACGAAUAUCUAAAUGUUCUGAAAUUUAUUACCUACUUUUCUGGGCCUACAAAUUCAUAAGGAUAUCUCACGAUUCUUCAAGUUAGAGCGCAAGCCACUUGCGUGACGUGCUAAGUAGUCCCUAAUUGAAAGUGUAUAAAGUGCAGUUAUAGUCAUACACAACGGCGUCAUAUAGUGAAAAACUCCCGAGUGAACAGACGCCACUAAUGGACGGUCACGUCGGCGCAAGCACCAGCAGCUCGCGUCUUAACGGGAGCAGUGGCGGGGAGCAAAGGAAACAGCAAAAUAAUUAUGGAUCUAAUGAGGAAGUUGAUGGCUCUAUAUUAGAUGUACCAAAUGUAGUAAUCCGUCCUGCAAGGCGCAGAGCGAGAUCUACCGACGCAACCAUAGGUGCUCGUUCUGAAGAUGGCCCUCGCGUUCCCCGUGAACUGAACCCUGAAGAAUUAGAUGAAGAGGUUUUGAAAUAUGGCGCUCAACAUGUUAUUAAGUUAUUCGUGCCGGUCUCCUUGUGUAUGUUGGUUGUAGUCGCUACAAUAAAUUCAGUAAAAUUCUACUCCACAACUGACGUCUACCUUUUGUAUACACCGUUCCAUGAAUUAUCGCCAGAUCCAGGUGUCAAAUUUUGGAAUGCUUUGGCUAAUUCUUUGAUUCUUAUGACCGUUGUUGUUAUUAUGACUAUUCUACUGAUUGUUUUGUACAAACAACGCUGCUACAAAAUUAUCCAUUCCUGGUUGAUACUCUCAUCGUUCAUGCUGCUCUUCAUAUUCAGUUACCUUUACCUAGAAGAGUUCCUACGCGCUUAUAACAUUCCAAUGGAUUAUCCAACUACUUUAUUAAUACUUUGGAACUUUGGUGUCGCUGGUAUGAUGGCUAUACAUUGGAAAGGUCCACUAAUUUUACAGCAAGGUUAUCUAAUUUUUGUUGCUGCUUUAAUGGCAUUGGUAUUCAUAAAAUAUUUACCCGAGUGGACAGCUUGGGCUGUACUAGGGGCCAUAUCGGUGUGGGAUUUAAUAGCUGUUCUCACGCCAAAGGGACCUUUGAGAAUUUUAGUGGAAACUGCACAGGAACGCAAUGAGCAAAUUUUUCCCGCAUUGAUUUAUUCAUCUACUGUUUUAUACACCGUGUUGGGUGCUAAAAGUGCUACAACAAGCGACAGAGUAGAUGUCGAAAACAUUGAGAAUGGUGCAGAGCAAAGUCCACAGGAAGCAGAAGGGCAAGCUACUUCCUCCGCCGGCUCGGCAAGUCGUACAGGUAAUACCAAUAACGUGGUGAAUGACGACGCAGCCCAGGCCGCCGAAGGUAUGCCACUAGUCACAUUUAAAACCAACGGAAAUGACGCUGGUUUUACUGAAGAAUGGUCAGAAAGUCGAGUUGAGCGUGUGCGAAGUCGUCAAAUCGAAGUUCAAGCUAGCAAUGGACAGAAUGCAAAUCGGUCAACUCAUUAUCGCACCACCACUACUGCUACGGAAACGCCACAACUGGAAGCACAAGAACGCGGCAUUAAACUUGGACUGGGUGAUUUUAUAUUUUAUUCUGUUCUGGUUGGAAAAGCCUCUAGUUAUGGUGAUUGGAUCACAACUAUUGCCUGCUUUGUUGCCAUAUUAAUUGGGCUAUGUUUAACGCUAUUGUUAUUGGCUAUUUGGCGCAAGGCUCUACCGGCUCUACCCAUUUCUAUAACCUUCGGCCUUUUGUUUUGCUUUGCGACCAGCGCUGUCGUUCAACCGUUCAUGGAUAGCCUCUCAGACAAACAGGUGUUCAUAUGAAGACAUUUUGAAGUUAUCAACUAAAUAUUUCCUCUUAACAUUUGUACUGUAUUAUAAAGUAGACUAUCUGCAAAAUAAUGAAUUUACACUUAUAUCGUAAU
Messenger RNA from Ceratitis capitata (Mediterranean fruit fly), 1918 nucleotides. RefSeq names its product presenilin homolog (gene Psn). The record is from RefSeq and is a predicted model, not a curated record. Gene Ontology annotation, molecular function: aspartic endopeptidase activity, intramembrane cleaving. NCBI's taxonomy places the organism in Eukaryota, Metazoa, Arthropoda, Insecta, Diptera, Tephritidae. The transcript is spliced from 9 exons. The coding region runs from base 261 to 1817 and encodes 518 amino acids. Gene Ontology annotation, cellular component: nucleus; mitochondrial inner membrane; apical plasma membrane. Gene Ontology annotation, biological process: Notch receptor processing; membrane protein ectodomain proteolysis; protein processing.